UCCAAAGCAUUCCUCAUCGCUCAGUCGCUCAGAAAAGACAUCCACCAGCACAACCGUUAGCUCGGCUGCAGAGAAGCAGAGGAGAUGGGCUCCACCACUGACGAGGAAGCGUGCAUGUUCGCUCUCCAGCUCGUCUCAUCAUCGAUCCUCCCGAUGACGCUCAAGAAUGCCAUCGAGCUGGGCCUCUUGGACACCUUGGUGGCUGCUGACGGGAAGCUGCUGAGCCCCGCCGAGGUGGCCGCCAAGCUCCCGUCCACAGCGAACCCGGCCGCGCCGGAUAUGGUGGACCGCAUGCUGCGGCUGCUGGCCUCGUACAAGGUGGUGUCAUGCACCGUGGAGGAGGACAAGGACGGCCGCCUCUCCCGGCGGUACGGCGCCGUGCCUGUGUACAAGUUCCUUACCCUCAACGAGGAGGGUGUCUCCAUGAUGCCUCUCACGCUCAUGAAUCAGGACAUG
Messenger RNA from Triticum urartu, 456 nucleotides. The record is from RefSeq and is a predicted model, not a curated record. Lineage: Eukaryota; Viridiplantae; Streptophyta; Magnoliopsida; Poales; Poaceae.